GUCAAUAGCACUGUGAAAUUCUCACAAAAUAGUCGCAUCGCCAUACAUGUUGUGUUUUUAUAUAUGUGCCUUAGUUUAUCAGUGAUAAUUAGUAUAGUUUUGUUAAUAUAAUAAAUUAUAUAAAGCGACGCGCGGUGGCGCUACUAGUACUAGUUAGUUACAGAAUUACUUUCUCGUCGUCGGAGGCACGAUGAGUUACCAUCGUGGGAUGGUUGGUCAUGUUAAUAUUAAUAAAAAUACAUCGUGGGGGGAAUUUUUGAACUGCAUUCAGUCCUCUCCAAUCUGCGGCGACGUAUUGAGAUUGAAAAGUGGCACUAAAAGUUUGCUGGAGCUGUGCGAGGCCUACUGCAGCUCACGUAUAGAAACGGAAUGGUUGGCAAAGUUUAAUGCCGAGCAUCACAAGAAGUCUGCAGAAAGGUCUCUUCAGCUCCGGUUAGAUGGAAAUAAGGCUUUUGCGAAGUCAAACGACAAAGAAGCAAUCGUCUGUUAUACAAAUAGCAUACUACAGGCGCCGCCGGCGUGCGACGGAUGUCAGCUAGGGCUGGCCUUUGGUAAUCGCUCAGCCGUGCUUGCUCGACUAGGGAAACAAGAGGCAUGUCUCGUGGACAUCGAGAAUGCUCUCGGCGUCGCCGGCUACCCGCCCGGCAAGCGCCACAAGCUUUACACGAGGAAGAUGCAGUGCCUUCUCUCUCUGGGUCGGCAGGAGGAGGGGCGUGCUGCGAAGGAGGAGGCAUGCGAGGCGCUGCGUCACGUCGCAGAGGGCGCUGACAGAGAGGAUGCUGCAGCGAAGAUAGAAAAUAUCUGGAGCGAGUCUUCCUUUCCUACACAGUCAAAGAUGCCAAAGCACGACCAACAUGGAGAAAGCAGGGCCGUGCCGCCGCCGCCGUUCCUAGGGAGCAACAAGAUGCUAGAGGGCGCCUCUGUAGCACUCGAACUAAGGGACAGUGAUGAUAGGGGGCGUUACAUAACGGCCAGGGAUGCCGUCGCCGCCGGAAGACGUCCUCUUUGUGGAGAAGCCAUACGCCUCAGUACUGCUGCAGGAUCAUGAGACAACGCACU
Molecule: messenger RNA, 1059 nt
Organism: Priapulus caudatus
Lineage: Eukaryota; Metazoa; Priapulida; Priapulimorpha; Priapulimorphida; Priapulidae
Exons: 6
Coding region: 191-1048 (285 amino acids)
Molecular function (GO): protein binding
Source: RefSeq, a predicted model, not a curated record